Molecule: messenger RNA, 1065 nt
Organism: Adineta ricciae
Lineage: Eukaryota; Metazoa; Rotifera; Eurotatoria; Adinetida; Adinetidae
Source: the annotation of a GenBank genome assembly
AUGUCAAGAAUCAAUCAGAUUCUGAAUCGACUGAAACAACUGAGAUUAUAUUACAUUUUGACAUCUGUGCGUUGGAGUAGAUUACGUUGGUACAUUAUACUUCUCACCACCUUCGCGAUCCUCAACUAUCUUCAUCCACUUCGUACAUUAUCGUCAGGAAAAAUUCCUAAUUCAUGGCAGACAUCACACUAUUCCCAAUAUAUAAACUCAUUUUUUCUUGUAGCUAAACCUACUACCACCACUAAACAUCCAGACAUCAUCGUAGAUAUGCAUAAACGCAAGCCGAUAUACAAAAUUGUUAUCCGGCCGGAGGAUAAGCCAUUUAUAAAAAAUGAACGAGCUGAAGCCAUAUUAUUAGAAAGAAUACGUUUACAAGAAACAUGCCGACAGGAUCCAUCAACAAUUGUUGUCGAUGUUGGUGCUGGUCUCGGUACAUUUGGCCUUUACGCAGCAGCAUGCGGUUGCACGGUGUAUAUGUUUGAUGCUCAAUAUGAUAUGAUCAAACUCAUUCGUUCAUCUAUUAUACAUAAUAAGUUUCCAGCAGAUCGAGUUCACGUUUAUCAUAAUGUUGUUAACAAUCUAGCGUCGCAUACGAAUGUUAGUUAUCCACCUGGUGAUGGUUCAUCAGUAGUUACUGACAAUUCUGUAAGUGUUGAAACGAUUCGGUUGGAUGAUGUUCAAUGGUCAUCGAAAUCUAUUUUUAUACUGAAAAUCGAUACGGAAGGGUCUGAAAUACAAGUCCUUCGUUCGGCAAAGAAAUUAUUCUCACAGAAGCGCAUACGACACCUACUUUGUAGCUAUUCACCAUGGUUAACGGAAGAAAAAUUACUGAAAUCACUCUUGCCGCAUGUUAUUAAAGACGAUUUGAAAGCCAAGUUUGUUUUUGCACUUUAUCCCUCUAAUGAUAAUGUCUUUGGACCAUUACGACCAAAAGAACUGGAGAAUUACUACAAUCAACAGUUGAAAUGGAAUAUUCUGUCGGAAAUCUACGCUGUCUUCGACGACAAAACGCCCCAAUUGAUGAUCAAAGCAAAACGUUAUAAUUUAUUCAGACCUAAAGCAUAA